Tupaia belangeri chinensis (Chinese tree shrew) is the source of this 4968-nucleotide messenger RNA. It is a transcript of the gene RB1, whose product is annotated as RB transcriptional corepressor 1. Gene Ontology annotation, molecular function: RNA polymerase II transcription regulatory region sequence-specific DNA binding. The transcript has 30 exons. The record is from RefSeq and is a predicted model, not a curated record. Gene Ontology annotation, biological process: cell differentiation; negative regulation of G1/S transition of mitotic cell cycle; regulation of transcription by RNA polymerase II. The coding region runs from base 190 to 3504 and encodes 1104 amino acids. Lineage: Eukaryota; Metazoa; Chordata; Mammalia; Scandentia; Tupaiidae. Gene Ontology annotation, cellular component: Rb-E2F complex; chromatin; nucleus.
GUUUUCCCGCGGUUGGACGCGGCGCUGGGUUGCCGGGCGGGGGAGGGCGCGUCCGGUUUUUCUCAGGGGACGUUCAAAUUAUUUUUGUAACGGGAGUCGGGAGCCGGCUGGGCGUGCCCCGACGUGCGCGCGCGUCGCCCUCCUCCGCGCUGCUCCACAGCUCGCUGUCUCCUGCCCUGCGAGGGCGUCAUGCCGCCCAAAACCUCCAGAAGAGCGGCCGCCAGUGCUGCCCCAGCCGCCGCGGAACCUCCAGCACCGCUGGCCCCUCCCAGCCCCCCGCCACCACUGAGCGUGUGCAGAAUGGUGACAGGGUUCUGGGGGGAAGGCGGCCGGGAGGGUCUCGGGCUCCAGCUUGACAGGUGUCGGGCGGGUGGGGCUCGGGUCCCUGAGCGAAGUGACAGGUGCAAUCUUUCCUCGAGCGAGAGGAGGCUCGAAGGCGGCGGGAAAUUGGUCGGCUCCGUGGAGCAGCGGAAUGCGCGGCACAGGCGGCGGCGGAUCCCAUAUGCCACCGCCGUGCGAAUGUCAUCCAGGUUGGUCAGAAACAGUCCGGCAGUGGGAGAGUGCCCAGUAUCCCAGGGCGGGAGGAUUGGGAGGAAGGGGAUCGCAGUGAGCGUGUGCAGAAUGGUGACAGGGUUCUGGGGGGAAGGCGGCCGGGAGGGUCUCGGGCUCCAGCUUGACAGGUGUCGGGCGGGUGGGGCUCGGGUCCCUGAGCGAAGUGACAGGUGCAAUCUUUCCUCGAGCGAGAGGAGGCUCGAAGGCGGCGGGAAAUUGGUCGGCUCCGUGGAGCAGCGGAAUGCGCGGCACAGGCGGCGGCGGAUCCCAUAUGCCACCGCCGUGCGAAUGUCAUCCAGUAGGCUUGAGUUUGAAGAAACUGAAGAUCCUGAUUUUACUGCAUUAUGUCAGAAAUUAAAAAUACCAGAUCAUGUCAGAGAAAGAGCUUGGUUAACUUGGGAGAAAGUUUCAUCUGUGGAUGGAGUCUUGGAAGGUUAUAUUCAAAAGAAAAAGCAAUUGUGGGGAAUCUGUAUCUUUAUUGCAGCAGUUGACCUAGAUGAGAUGCCAUUCACUUUUACUGAGUUACUGAAAAACACAGAAACCAGUGUCUAUAAAUUCUUUGACUUACUAAAAGAAAUUGAUACGAGUACCAAAGUUGAUAAUGCUAUGUCAAGAUUGUUGAAGAAGUAUAAUGUAUUAUGUGCACUCUACAGCAAGCUAGAAAGGACAUGUGAACUUAUAUAUUUGACACAGCCCAGCAGUUCGAUAUCUACUGAAAUAAAUCCUGUGUUGGUACUAAAAAUUUCUUGGAUCACAUUUUUACUAGCAAAAGGGGAGGUAUUACAAAUGGAAGAUGAUCUAGUAAUCUCAUUUCAGUUGAUGUUGUGUGUCCUUGACUAUUAUAUCAAACUUUCACCUCCUGCAUUGCUCAAAGAACCAUAUAGAACAGCUGUGAUACCCAUUAAUGGUUCACCUCGAACACCGAGACGAGGUCAGAACAGGAGUGCGCGGAUAGCAAAACAACUAGAAAAUGAUACAAGAAUUAUUGAAGUUCUCUGCAAAGAACAUGAAUGUAAUAUAGAUGAGGUGAAAAAUGUUUACUUCAAAAAUUUUAUACCUUUUAUGAAUUCUCUUGGAAUUGUAGCUUCUAGUGGACUUCCAGAGGUUGAAAGUCUCUCAAAACGUUAUGAAGAUAUUUAUCUAAAAAACAAAGAUAUAGAUGCAAGAUUAUUUUUGGAUCAUGAUAAAACUCUUCAGACUGAUCCUAUAGACAGUUUUGAAACACAGAGAACACCACGUAAAAGUAAUCCUGAUGAAGAGGUGAAUGUGAUUCCUCCACAUACUCCAGUUAGGACUGUUAUGAAUACUAUCCAGCAAUUAAUGAUGAUUUUAAAUUCAGCAAGUGAUCAACCAUCAGAAAAUCUGAUUUCCUAUUUUAAUAACUGCACAGUGAAUCCAAAAGAAAGUAUCCUGAAAAGAGUGAAGGACGUUGAAUACAUCUUCAAAGAGAAAUUUGCUAAAGCCGUGGGUCAGGGAUGUAUUGAAAUCGGAUCACAGCGAUACAAACUUGGAGUCCGGUUGUAUUACCGAGUAAUGGAAUCCAUGCUUAAAUCUGAGGAAGAACGGUUGUCGAUUCAAAAUUUUAGCAAACUCCUGAAUGACAACAUCUUUCAUAUGUCUUUAUUGGCCUGUGCUCUUGAGGUUGUAAUGGCUACUUAUAACAGAACUACAUCUCAGAAUAUUGAUUCUGGAACAGAUUUGUCUUUCCCAUGGAUUCUGAAUGUACUUAACUUAAAAGCCUUUGACUUUUACAAAGUGAUUGAAAGUUUCAUCAAAGCAGAAGCCAACUUGACAAGAGAUAUGAUAAAACAUUUAGAGCGAUGUGAACAUCGAAUCAUGGAAUCCCUCGCGUGGCUUUCAGAUUCACCUUUAUUUGAUCUUAUUAAACAAUCAAAAGACCGAGAAGGGCCAUCUGAUCACUUUGAAGCUGCUUGUUCUCUCAAUCUUCCUCUCCAGAAUAAUCACACUGCAGCAGAUAUGUAUCUUUCUCCUGUAAGAUCCCCAAAGAAAAAGGGUUCAACUCCACGUGUAAGUUCUACCGCAAAUUCAGAGACACAAGCACCCUCUGCCUUCCAGACUCAGAAGCCAUUGAAAUCUACCUCUCUUUCACUCUUUUACAAGAAAGUGUAUCGACUCGCGUAUCUUCGACUAAAUACUCUAUGUGCACGCCUUCUGUCUGACCACCCAGAACUAGAACAUAUCAUCUGGACCCUUUUCCAACACACACUGCAAAAUGAAUAUGAACUCAUGAGAGAUAGGCAUUUGGACCAGAUUAUGAUGUGUUCCAUGUACGGCAUAUGCAAAGUGAAGAAUAUAGACCUAAAAUUCAAAAUCAUUGUAACGGCUUACAAGGAUCUUCCUCAUGCUGUUCAGGAGACAUUCAAACGAGUUCUGAUCAGAGAAGAGGAAUAUGAUUCUAUUAUAGUAUUCUAUAACUCGGUCUUCAUGCAGAGACUUAAAACAAAUAUUUUGCAGUAUGCUUCUACCAGGCCCCCUACCUUGUCACCAAUACCUCACAUUCCUCGAAGCCCUUACAAGUUUUCUAGCUCACCCUUACGGAUUCCUGGGGGAAAUAUCUAUAUAUCGCCCCUGAAGAGCCCAUAUAAAAUUUCAGAAGGUUUGCCAACGCCAACAAAAAUGACUCCAAGAUCAAGAAUCUUAGUCUCAAUUGGUGAAUCAUUUGGGACUUCCGAGAAAUUCCAGAAAAUAAAUCAGAUGGUAUGUAACAGUGACCGUGUGCUCAAAAGAAGUGCUGAAGGAAGCAACCCUCCUAAGCCACUGAAAAAACUACGCUUUGACAUUGAAGGGUCAGAUGAAGCAGAUGGAAGUAAACAUCUUCCAGGGGAAUCCAAAUUUCAACAGAAACUGGCAGAAAUGACAUCUACUCGAACACGAAUGCAAAAGCAGAAAAUAAAUGAUAGCAUGGAUACCUCAAACAAAGAAGAAAAGUGAGGAUCUCAGGACCUUGGUGGACACUGUGUGACGUUUGCUCUUGGUUUUAUUAAUUUAUAUGUAUAUUUUUUUAAUUUAACAUGAACACCCUUAGAAAAUGUGUCCUGUCUUCCAAAUGUAAUUCGACUGGCUGCCCAGUCACCCAAAUAUCCUGAACUCUUCUGCUAAAAUAGAAAUUAUUAGAAACUAGAAAAAAAAUACUAAUUUUUAUGAAUCAGAUGUUAUUUUACUGUUGGAAUCUGAUGUAAUAUGUACUUGUUUUAUAAUUUUUCACUUUUAAGUACAAGCAGAAAGCAAAGUAUGAACGUGAUACUGUCCUACUACUGACAGAGAUUUCAUACCUCAGAACUUGGAAGAACUUACUCUUUCCUUCAUCUAACUCAUGCUUUAAAAGGAGGACUAUUGAUAGUACUUUUGAUUUUUAUACUAUUCAGAUCACUGAAUUUAUAAAGUACCCAUCUAGUACUUGAAAAAAUAAAGUACUCUGGCCAGAGCUUUGCUGUAGAGGACCCUGGUAUAAUAUAUCCCAAGUGCACUUUCUCAUUUCUCUGGGUCCUAAGGAAUCAAGAUAUAAAUUAAUUUUAUUCCAUAAGCAGACUGUUAACUAUAAUUGCCUUAAUUUUUUUUUCCUUAAAGAUCUGUCUGAUUGCAUCUCCACAGUUACUCUGCCGUCCUAAAUUUGGGGAGAUUUGCUUUUCUCUGGAAUGGUACAUGUCUUCCAUGUAUCUUUUGAACUGGCAAUUGUCUAUCUUUUUUAAAAAAAGUCACGAUGAUCUAACAAUGGCACAUUCAAAACCAUAUUAUUUCUAGUCCAAAACUGCAAGGAAUCAAAGAUUUUGUAGGUUGGCAUCAAUACUUCUUUCUGACUUUGUAUGGAAGCUUCAGAUUAAAACAGCUGCAUUAAAAAAAAGAGGUGCAUCCCUGCCCCUACACCUAAAGGUGUAUUUAAACUAUCUUGUGUGAUUAACUUAUUUAGAGAUGGAAUAAUUUAAAAUAGGUGGUAUUUAAGAUAGCAUCAGCUAGCUUUUAGGAAGAUCAUUUUGUCUAAACUCAGAGUUCUCUUUUAUAAGAAGUCUGGUCUUAUUUGUUAGAAAACAAAAAAUUUAUUUUGUGCUCAAUUAAGUCUCAGAUCUGCUAUUUUGACAGUUAUAUUGAUAACAAAGGCACUAGAAAGCUUUACCCCAUUUCUGCAUUACUUUUUGCAUGAAUAUCAAACCAGUCAGUUAGUUUUUAGAUCAAAGACUCACCAUAUUUCUGAAUCUUGUGCUAAUAUGUUCACAUUAGAAUUAGUGUCGGAAUUUUAGGAACUUCAGUGAUCGUGUAUUGAGAUUUCUUAAAUAAAGCUCCAGAUAUUGCUUUAUUGCUUUUUUUGUAUUGAUUAAAAGUGUACAUUUAAAAUUGCUGUUACUAUUUUCUACAAUUAAUAGUUUUGUCUAUUUUCAAAUAAAUUAGUUGUGAAGAGUC